AUGAACGCUCGUCGGGACAGCUACGCCAGGGUCGCUGCUGCCGGAUCAGCAGGCAGUAACAGUUCAUUCCAGCAACCCACCCGAUCCGGUGCCUUUGCGCAUCUCGCCAACAGCGCCUCGACAUCGCACCCAAACCGCCUCUCUCGCUCCAUCGACGCCGACGGCCACAUGUCUACGAGUUUCGGAAGGUCCGGCGGGUUGCUGCCCUCAUACUCCAGCCAAGCUGGAUAUUGGCAUGGCCUGGGAGGGUCGGCUCAAGACAUACCUCCAUUCUUCGUGCCCUCCUACCUGCGCGGGUCCAAGCACGCCGAGAAGUUGCAAGAGGUGCACAAAGCGAAGCUAGCAGCCCAGAGGGAUUACAAGUCAACACACUCGUCAAAUGCGGGCUCGCUGUCUACGAGUUCGAGCAGCGCCAAUCUGCACAAGAUGGCGCCAUCACACCGAGGUCUCACGCAUGAGGUAGUGGAGCGCGCGCCUGUUGUGGAUGAGCCGGUGGCGCCAUGGCCAACACGAUGGAACGAUGCAGACAGAUUCCCUCAACUAGAGCUUGAGGAUAGUGGAAGGCAAGCCAAGUUCUCAGGCACCCAGAAGACUCACGAUGAAGCGGCAUCGGUACGGGCAGACUUUCCUAUGCCACGGCAGUGUGGGAUUUACUACUACGAGAUGACUGUUAUCUCCAAAGGCAAAGACGGUAGAAUGAUCGGAAUUGGCUUCUCUGGACAAAAGGUUGCUCUCAGUAGGAUACCGGGUUGGGAGCCCGACUCGUAUGCAUACCAUGGCGACGAUGGGCAGAUCUUCAGUAACACCACCUCUGGGAAGUCGUAUGGACCCAAAUUCGGCACGCUGGACGUCAUCGGCUGUGGCAUCAAUUUCCGGACAAAUACCGCCUUCUUCACCAAGAAUGGGCACAUGCUAGGGACGGCCUUUCGAGACUUGAAACUCAACGUGCCAUACUAUCCCACGGUAGGCAUGAAGAAGCCUGGCGAGACGGUCCGCGUCAAUUUCGGUCAAGAACCCUUCGCUUUCGAUAUCGACAAGAUGGUACAGGAUGAGAAGGCAGCCAUACAAACCGAAAUCACUCGAACCAAGACCGAAGCGAGCGUACUGGGAGGCGAGGACGCGCUGAUACACCGGCUGGUGGGGCAGUAUUUGGCGCACGAUGGCUACGUAGAAACAGCACGAGCUUUCUCAGAUGAAAUUGUAGAUGAAGCGAGAGCGCUUGCGAACGAUGAAGAGGCAGACAUUCCCUACCGCACGGCAGUAGAAGAUCUGGAUGCGCUCAAUCGACAAAAAAUACGUACAGCGAUCCUCGAGGGCGAUAUUGACAAAGCGCUCAAGCAUACGAGUGCAUACUACCCUUCGGUCCUCCGUGACAACGAAAACAUCUACUUCAAACUCCGCUGUCGGAAAUUCAUCGAGAUGAUCCGGCGAUGCGGAGAGUUAAACGCACAAUGUCAAUCUGCACCAGCGUCAUCCUCCAAAAGAUCGACUGCCUCCGCAGCCAACAAGCGUAACUCAACUGCUACCGACGAGUACGAUUUCGAGAUGGAGCUUGAUGAGCAACUAGGUGUACAUAACCCACCACCAAGUUGGGACAACAAGGAUCAAGACGAUGAGUUGGAAGAUGGAGAAGAGGAUGACAUGGAAGACAAGAUAGUAAAGAGCGAACGGGCGACGAGUGAGACAAUAGCUUAUGGCAUGGAGCUAAAAUCCGAAUUCGCGAACGAUCCGAGACGGGAAGUCAAGCGGGCGCUCGAAGACACUUUCGCGCUCAUUGCCUAUGCAGAUGCACGGGAAAGCUCGUUAGCGCCAUUGCUAGAGAUAUCUGGUCGUGCGCCAGUCGCUGAGGAGCUAAACAGUGCCAUAUUAGUCUCUCUAGGCAAAUCCUCUUCCGCCGCUCUCGAACGCCUAAUCCAGCAGACUGAAGCCUUAGUCAACGAACUCGCCGACGACGGCGGUCCCGGUGCUUUCAUCAAUGUUCAAAGAGACUUCUUACAAUAG
Messenger RNA from Alternaria postmessia, 2001 nucleotides. RefSeq lists its product as uncharacterized. The coding region runs from base 1 to 2001 and encodes 666 amino acids. NCBI's taxonomy places the organism in Eukaryota, Fungi, Ascomycota, Dothideomycetes, Pleosporales, Pleosporaceae. Gene Ontology annotation, molecular function: protein binding. Gene Ontology annotation, cellular component: cytoplasm. The record is from RefSeq and is a predicted model, not a curated record. The transcript has 5 exons. Gene Ontology annotation, biological process: cell surface receptor signaling pathway; cytoskeleton organization.